This is a messenger RNA of Benincasa hispida (wax gourd), 1834 nucleotides long. RefSeq names its product dof zinc finger protein DOF3.6-like. NCBI's taxonomy places the organism in Eukaryota, Viridiplantae, Streptophyta, Magnoliopsida, Cucurbitales, Cucurbitaceae. The record is from RefSeq and is a predicted model, not a curated record. Gene Ontology annotation, biological process: regulation of DNA-templated transcription. Gene Ontology annotation, molecular function: DNA-binding transcription factor activity; DNA binding.
UGGAACAACACACUACCAAAAAAAAAGAAGCUUAAAGAAUAAGAAACUUACCCAAAUAUUAUUCUAUCUAUAUUAUCUCUCUUCAAAACCCUAAAGACAUUAGGGAACAUAUAUUAUAACUUCCAUUCCCAUAUAUAUAUUCUCUCAUUCCCUUUAUCUUUCUUCUCUCCCACUCAACUCUCCUCAUCUCUCUUUUCUUUCCUUUCCUUUUUCAUCACCAAGUUUUUCAUUUCUAUUUUCCCUUUAAAGAUAAUAUUUUUAUUUUUAUUUUUUAUUUCUUGUGUUGAUAAUCCUCCUCCAUGGUUUUCUCUUCAGUUCCUGUGUUUCUUGAUCCUCCCAAUUGGCCUUCUCAGCAACCAAAUCACCUCCAAGGAAGUGGUUGUGAGACUAAUAAUGCUCAACAUCUUCCACCUCCGGCACCGCCAGCUGGUGGUGGCAGUGGUGGUAGCGGUGGUGGUGGAGGUGGGGGUGGACCUGGCUCCAUUAGACCAGGGUCAAUGACAGAUCGAGCCAGGUUGGCAAAGAUACCGCACCCCGAAGCCGGGUUAAAAUGCCCUAGAUGCGAAUCAACAAACACAAAGUUUUGUUACUUCAAUAACUAUAGUCUCACUCAACCUCGCCACUUUUGCAAGACGUGUCGACGGUACUGGACGAGAGGUGGAGCGAUGAGGAACGUACCGGUCGGAGGUGGGUGUCGGCGGUCGAGCAAGAGAAGUAGCAAAGGAGGAGGAAGCAAUAAUAGGUCAAAAUCUCCAAGUACUUCAACAAGCACAGUGUCAUCAAAUAGUUGCACAACAGAUAUAAUUAGCCAACAAUUAGCUCAUCAUCCUCCUCCUGCAUCAACCCAUUUGCCUUUUUUUUCUCAAAAUUUACACCAUCUUAAUGAUUUUGGGAACCUUGGUUUAAACUUUGAAGCCCUUCAAAUCCCUAAUAAUUCACUCCCAUCUGAAUCACCCUCCUCAAUUUUAUCAAGUGGAAUUACAGAUCAUCAUCAAUGGAAAAUACCCUUUUUUGCAAAUUUACAUCAACAAAAUGGGAUUUAUUCAAAUUUCAUGGCUGAUCAAGAUCAUCAUCAACAACAAGCAGCUGAUUUCUCAAACUACCAUAGGUUGUCAAAGCCAUUAUUGGAGAGUGGAUUAUUCAAUCAUCAGUUGGAGAAUAUAAACAACAACAAUAAUAAUAGUAUGAAAAUCUUGGAGGACACACAAGGGAUUAACAAUUUGUCCAGAAAUUUUCUUGGAAUUCAACCAAAUGAAGAUCAAUUCUGGAAUUCCACAACAACAACAACAACAACAACAACAACAACACCAGGGAACAUUGGAUGGAGUACUGAUCAAAUUUCAGAUCAUUUCAAUUCAACUUCUUCCACUACUCAUCUCUUGUAAUUUGGGGUUUCAAUUUUAAUUCCUAAUCUUAAUUAGAACCAAAUUACCAACAUUUUACCAAAAAAAAAAAAAAAAAAAAAUUUAACACUUUGGGGUUUAAUUUUUAAUUUUCUUUUUUUGUAUUUCCUUUUUUUUCCUUUGUUGUUUAUUCGUACUACAGGGGUUGAAAGAGAAUGAGAGAAAGCCAGCUGAGAAACUGAGGCUUCAAACUCUAACAUGUGAUUACAACAUCAAGAGAUGGAUAUGGGGAAGAAAUUAAGGUGAAUGAAAUUUCAGAAAUUAGGAAACAAGAAAAAAAAAAAUACUUUGUGGGGGGGUUUAGAAAAUUCUGAUGAAGGGGGAGAUCAAAAUAUUAGAGUAUUGUAGGGGUUAAUAUUUUAGCUACUUUUGUUGUGGAGGGUUUUCAUUGUUAUUAUUAAUAUAUAUAUUCUUUUCUUCAUUUAUUUUAA